AUGCCCCCUCUAAAUCCCUUUCUUCGCGCUUUUUUCCGCAGCGUGCUCCCGUCGCAAUGCGUUCCGGUCCAGAACCAUAUCUUACUGGUGCCUACCACCGAAUCCCUCGUCAACGCUCGCGAUCGAGAUUCUAAUACCCCCUACAUUGACCUCGUUCAUUCCGAAGAGUUUCUGGGUAGCCAUGUCUUGCGCAUUCCCGCUUCAACGUCCGCAAAGGAUGCCCUUUCAGGGCCACGGGACGCCAGGGGAAAGGCCAGGCAAAUGACCACCGCAAACGGCCGCACUGUAGCCAUCCGGGAGUCGAUGGUAUUCAGUAACAAAGGUACCGCAAAAGAAGUAACCUUUAGUUUUGGCGUUUUUAAAUUUGAGGCCCAGUUGGUGUGGCUGACAAGACUUGCAGGCUUCAAGAAUUUGAACCAGGCAAUCCUGCUCUCCGAUAUUCUUUACUACGUUCCGGGCAGCGAGUCGCAGCCAUGGUUAAUAUACUACAUCUCCAAACCGCUGCUCGGAAUCUACGAUCCAGGGGGAAUCGUUCAAGCAGCUGUACCUGGCUUCCCUUCACAAUAUCCAGAGUUCUUGAAUUCUUCGCCGGGAUGCGACAGUGGCAGCCUGGGAUUUGCCCGGAAAGACGUUCAGUCAUUUGGAGAAUUGCUCGCAAACUUUCCAAUGAUCGCCAGGCAGAUGCAACCCGGACUGGAGCGACUAUUUCGUGAGUUUGGAAAGGAGCUCGGAAAACCGUUGCCACCUCCUCCGUCACGCUUUUCAUCCAUGAACUCCGAAAAUGAAGCCGAUAAUGUGGACGAGACAGCAUCGAUUCGAAGCACUUCAUCAUGCACCCAAAAGACGCUGCCUUUCAACUCACUGGAGUAUUUUGAAGACGACGAGGACCUCAUGAGGCGUGCUCUAGAAACGGCGGUCACGGCGGCAAUUGACCUUUUCCGCCUAGUAGACAGGCAGCAGCUGUCUCUUCUAGGAGCUACAACAAAUCUCACCGGACCCAUGGUAGAACGGCUGAUAGAGCGCUAUGUGACUGAGCAGGUUCACGACUCCCUUCUCUUCCCGAGAAUAUGCGGGUGCCGCAAAACCGAAGAUACGGAAUUGGAUAUACGUAUUCGACAGAUGGAGAGUAUUGACGUGUCCCAGGUCGGUAUCCCCAUAGAAGGAGGUCGAAAGGGAAAAGAAGAACUUAUUCAUCGCCUUGGAAGGGGUGUCGACGAGUUUCGAAAAAUGGUUGACUCCACAUGUCCCCAAGAGAUGCUGAAAAUACUUCUCACAACAAUAAAAACCGUUACCCUCGAGUAUAAACCCGAUUCUGAAGACGGUGAUGUCGUCGAAAAGAAACCGUCAGUUCUGACAAUCAACGCUGAUAUUCUGGUUUCAUUACUACUAGUAGUGGUCAUCAGAUCGCAGGUCCGUCACCUCCAAGCCAGACUCUCAUAUAUGCAACAUUUUAUUUAUAUGGAUGAUGUCGAGAGCGGCGAAUCUGGGUACGCUUUGAGUACAUUCGAGGCAGUAUUGACGUACCUCCGACAUGACUCCCGCGGGCUCAGAAAGGCCAGCGCAAAGAACCGGCGUCUCUGGUGUGCUACCAAGUCAGGCAAAGUGCCUGAUAUGAAGGCCAUUCUGGAGCCGGAAAGUCAGGAAAGCUUAUCUGAAGAUAGCAUUGGUAACGGAGAACAGGAACAUUCGUCUCAACUGGACAUUUAUGGCGUGGAAGAUGCGCAGGGUCCAUCAACCAUGGAGCUUGCAACUAACGGUAGUAUAUCUCCACAUGUUACAAGAGAGCCCAUAGAUAUUCCCAGAGUUCCAGAAACGCCCCGUCUAGCACACGUUUUUCCAUUUCAGACGUGGACACCAAGCUCUCCACCAAAGACUCAACCCCGUAUUCUUAAAAGUGUUUCUAUGGACGUUGGAAGCGUGUCCGAAACCUCCAACUUUUCCCUUCUUUCUCGCUCAACCACUUUUGGUUCUGCGACAAGCCAUAUGGAAGGCGACACAUCUGUUUUAAUCUUAACAAAAACGCAAGAUCCGGCGGGAGAUUCGAUCCCAAUGAUGGCCGUCGAAGCCUGCCAGCCCGAGUCCUUAAAAUACCUCUUGAGCUUGGAGGAAUAUUAUCCAAUCCAAAGUAUACUGGAAGAUGUCAACAGCGAUGGCACAACGUUGUUGAGCGCCGCAGUACAACUCGCGCACACCGAGAUUGUGGACGUUAUCCUAGCUUUUAUCUUUCAACAUGCGCAUCCUGAUGACGUUAGAACUUACUUUGCUAAGGCGGAUGCUCGAGGAAGAACGGUUGCACAUUAUCUUUUCGGUGUUCCUUCAUUGAUGUCUCGCAUUGGCGCUGCACUUCCUUGGAAAAAAAGAGAUAAACACGGUCAAACUCCUCUUUUUGCACUCUGCAGAUCCUAUGAUCACCCGGAUUACAACAUCAUGGUUAACGAAGCUUUGACUGUGGCCCGAGAUUCUCAAGGGGAUGGAGAUCCUUUGAGACUUGAUGAUCAUGUGGAUGCUAAAGGAAACACCCUCCUGCACGUCGUUAGCGACCCCCAGAUUCUUCAUAGGAUCCUAUGUGAAUGCGACUGUGAUCCUAACGCGACUAAUGACAAACGAUUUACCCCCCUGAUGAUGGCGAGCAAGUAUGGACGUGUCGACCUAGUUCGGAUUCUUUUCGCGGAUCCACGAGUUGACCCUCAUCUUCGGGAGUCUCGCGGAUUAACUGCAGUUGAACUUGCAAAAGACGACGAGGUUCGUAAUAGAAUUGAUGAUCUUAUCUUAUUUUCCAAUCCACCACCCUCUUCCGUCGAUUCUUCUGGCCGCAUAACCGCUGUCGUUCGAUCAGUGUUUGUCGAAGAUGGUAGCACUCGGUUCAUCAUCAAAUCCGGUGCACCUAAUCCUCCAUCCCCCUCUGAACAAGAUCAGUCCCGAAAGAUGAUCACUUUCACGGUAACGACUUCCCGCCGUGGUCUGGCGGAUUUCGAGAAUCUUAUUAAGUUUCUGAGGAUCGAACACCCUGCUUCAUACAUUCCCGAUGUUCCGCCAUUUCGUUCUCCAUUACAGAUCUAUUCAAAGCCCUCGCGCGCUGUGCUCCACGAAGUUCAAGAGCGUCUGGAUAGGCUCAUGAAAAUUUUACUUGCGCAUCCCACCUUUUCGACACAUGAACUACUCUGGGAAUUCUUCCUCAUGCCCGAGAUACAAACAGAAAUGCUAAGUGAAAGAUCGCAUCGGAAGGCUGCUGUGCUGGUAGAAAGAAUAGCGGAUGAAUACCAACCUGUCACGGCAGAAGAUAUCCGCGACGUUGAGCAGAUUGUGGGCCAUGCGCAAGAUGCCGUCCGUGCAGUCAGCAAUCACACUCGAAGCAUAAUUCGACGUGGAUAUAAGCUUCACAAUGCAUCUAUAGACUUCGCAGAAGCAAUAUCCAUGUGUUCCUACGCCAUUUCUUCUCUACAGCCUCCCACAAAUGCCCUUCCCCAUUCGCAUAUAGACGCCGUUAAUCGUUUUGCUGCUUGCUAUACUUCUUCGUCUCUCGACUCUUCUCCGUUGACUCAGUACCUUACGGCCCUAACAUCCUUACAUACCACAACAAGCGCAAUGUUAGAGUCCCUCUCCCGCCCCGGAAUGCUCGUAUCCAGGCUUAAUUCCUCCACCCGGUCUUUAGCGCGCUGUCACUCCACCCUCGCAUCUAACUCUGUCCCACGCAAAUUCAAUUUUCCCGGCUUAGAAGAAUCUCGACAACGCUCGGUCCGAGAGCAAGAACAGAAGAUUCUAGAGUUGAACGUGGAAGUGGAGCAAGUCGGGAAAGAGAUUGCGUGGAAUAAAGACGUAGUUGUGGGAGAGCUGGCUGGGUGGACGGAUUGGAGGGGGAAGAUGGGCAAACAAGCAAUCAGGGAGUUUGUUAGAACUACGCUUGUUCGAGAGAAAGAGCGUGGGAAGAGGAUGGAGAGAUGUCUGAGGAGUUUAAGACGUUGA
Coccidioides immitis RS is the source of this 3963-nucleotide messenger RNA. RefSeq names its product VPS9 domain-containing protein. Gene Ontology annotation, biological process: early endosome to late endosome transport. Gene Ontology annotation, molecular function: SNARE binding; guanyl-nucleotide exchange factor activity; phosphatidylinositol binding. Bases 1 to 3963 code for a protein of 1320 amino acids. Gene Ontology annotation, cellular component: late endosome; tubular endosome; early endosome. NCBI's taxonomy places the organism in Eukaryota, Fungi, Ascomycota, Eurotiomycetes, Onygenales, Onygenaceae. The record is from RefSeq and is a predicted model, not a curated record. The transcript is spliced from 2 exons.